UACCUUUACAAGAAUGGUGCGGUGCUGGUAGUGAUCACCAACGGGCAUGGCAGCAGCGACUUUGCUCGAGGCAAUUCGAAUCGUGGACAAGCUUGGCACAAUAUCCACUUCCAGCAAGGUCUGUAGAAACCAACAUAGGAUCCUCAUCGCGGCGGUCGGCUAUGUCCGAGACUACCUCAAGCAAAUCCAGGAUCUCAACUUCGCGAGCAACGGGCCAGCCUUCGUGUGGGACGAAACCGUGGCUGUCCUUAACAGAGGCCUCCAUCUCCUCAAGUCGUGCCAAGAAGGCAAUUGGAUCACGCGGAGCCUCCUGUUCGAGGAAAGCUGCAAUGAGUUUCAGAGCAUUUAUCCCGAGAUCUACAACUGCGUCGAGCUCGUCAGCGUCUAUCUCUUUCAGCUGGCACCGUCCACCUCGCACAGAUCCAGGAUUGCCGAGGCUUACAACUCGUGCCUCAUGAGGCAGAACUCGAGCAGCAUGCUGGAAGAAGCCGAAAGGAACGAUCGGAAGGAGCUCAUGACUCUCGCAAUGAGCCAAGAGCCGGGAAGCCUGACGACUGAGACAGAACGAGCCAAAGAGAUACUCUGCUCCAUGCUCCUGGGAAACAAGUCAGUGAUUAACCACAAGGAACUCAAGCUGACAACACACCUGGGACAAGGAGCUUACGGAACCGUGUACGAAGCAAUCUGGCUCGGUCACAAGUUUGCAGUGAAAGUCUUCCCUCAAGGUGACACCAGCUUCGCCAAAGAGCUCGCGGUUCUUGAAGCGGACAAGCAUCCCAACGUGUUGCACAUCGCCGGCCAUUGUUUCGAUGAAGAGAAGCAGCGGUACUCGCUGGUGAUGGAGAAGAUGGAGAUGGACCUGGCAAACUACCUCCUCAAGAAGAAGAACUCUCUCCCGUUGCUGUCGAUCGUGGCAGUGAUGCUCCAAGUUGCUACUGGCAUGGCCUGGCUUCACUCGAAGAAUAUAAUCCACCGGGACCUCAAGCCGCAGAACAUCUUGGUUGGCGAAGAAGACAACGAUCUCGUGAGUAUCAGGAUUGCCGACUUUGGAGUCUCGAGGCCAAACUUCAUCUCCUCCCAGAUCGAAGCCGUUAGCAUCCAAGGCACCAGGAACUUCAUGGCACCGGAAGUGUGGAGCGGCGAGCGCUACACGAAGAAGGCCGACGUUUACAGGUACGGGAUGCUGAUUUACCAGCUUGUCACUGGAAACGUUCCGUUCGAGGACGGGAUGGACAUGGAGCAAGUCCUUCGAGGCGAGCGUCCUGAGGUACCAGCAACCUGUCCAGCAUGCGGGAAUGCUGGAGCCACGAUGCAAAAGAGAGGCCUUCCUUCUCGGAUAUCUGCGAGCGCAGCCAGGUCAUCUUCCUCUUCUUCGUACUCGUCGUCUUCCUCGUCCUCGUCGCACAGCAGGACUCGAGUGAACCUGGAUUCUCCUGUCCAAGCACCUGAAGGGCUUUCAACCCAAAAUCCUCCAUCUCCCGUUGUCCAGCUGCUCAUCAAAGCUUUGUCAGCUCAGUUGGAGGUUAGCAUCCUGCCCGCCUUCAGUGAAUCAAUGCUCAUGGAAGUGGCCGAGCAAAUCAACACCAACUUCAAGGAAGACACUGCUCGCAGGUUGCUCUGGUUCGCCGAGAUCCUGUUCAUCUUGCUGUACGUCAACGUCAAUGGACAGACAUCACCUCGGAUGCAGAGGAUCUUGGAGGAGCUUUCACAGAACCUCCACGGCAUGAUGGCUAUAACACCGUCAAAGAGCGAGCUGGGGACGGAGCUGGCGGACGUGCUGAAAAGAACCAACGUGGGUCUUCGGGAAACUUACGAGAUAAAUAUCAAAGCACAAAGAAACUUCAUGGCACCAGAAGUGUGGACCAGCGAGCGCUACACGAAGAAGGCCGACGUUUACAGCUACGGGAUGCUGAGCUACCAGCUUGUCACUGGAAACACUCCGUUCAAGGUCGGGAUGGACAUGGAGCAAGUCCUUCGAGGCGAGCGUCCUGAGAUACCAGCCACCUGUCCAGAGUUCCUGUCGCAGCUCAUGCGGGAAUGCUGGAGCCACGAUGCAAAAGAGAGGCCUUCCUUCUCCGAUAUCUGCAAGCGGCUGAAGCAGCUCAAGUCCAGGAUCAUCACUGGCACCGUUGAAGCAGCCAGGUCAUCUUCCUCUUCUUCGUACUCGUCGUCUUCCUUGUCCUCGUUGCACAGCAGGACUCGAGUGAACCUGGAUUCUCUUGUCCAAGCGACUGAGAAGCUCUGGACCCAAAAUCCCCCGCCUUGUCGUGUCCAGCCGGUACCACACCGUCCUCACCAGGUCGCACCAUUACCAAAACCAGAUCAAAGGACCGAGCUCUUCGAACUGGUAAAGAACGGCCUCAUCAUAAACGCCUUCGAGAAAGCUCUGUCCCUGAACGAUCCUUCCAGUCUGGUGGCUUUGCACCAAGGUAGAGCAUACCGUGCUGCUUGUCUUCAGUGAAUCGAUGCUCA
Messenger RNA from Selaginella moellendorffii, 2472 nucleotides. RefSeq lists its product as uncharacterized. Gene Ontology annotation, biological process: protein phosphorylation. NCBI's taxonomy places the organism in Eukaryota, Viridiplantae, Streptophyta, Lycopodiopsida, Selaginellales, Selaginellaceae. Gene Ontology annotation, molecular function: protein kinase activity; ATP binding. The record is from RefSeq and is a predicted model, not a curated record. The transcript has 8 exons. The coding region runs from base 47 to 2461 and encodes 804 amino acids.